Messenger RNA from Linum tenue, 525 nucleotides. NCBI's taxonomy places the organism in Eukaryota, Viridiplantae, Streptophyta, Magnoliopsida, Malpighiales, Linaceae. The record is from the annotation of a GenBank genome assembly.
AUGGCGGAACGAUGGCGUCCCGAAACCCAUACGUUCCACCUUCCGGAGGGGGAAAUGACGAUCACCCUCAAAGACGUGGCGAUCCUCACCGGGAUGCCUAUUUCUGGGGAUGCCGUCAUUGGUCCCCAGACCAAACCCGAAGGAGGUUGGGGGCCGCUCAUACGUGAUCGUUUGGGCUUUGACAUGCCGACCACCACUCCAAUUCAAGGACGGGGGCAUCCACCGUUGAAUGCGGGCCAAGUGUCGGUCCCGAGGCUGGUGUCUCACAUCCAGCAAGAGGUUGUGAUCAAUGACGAGACACCGGAAGAACAAGUCGAGCGCUACGCCCGCAUCUACCUCAUCGGUUUGGUGGGUGGAUAUUUGUUCCCCGACAAGUCCAACCGGUGGAUUCAAGGCAUAUGGUUGGAGUUGCUCACGGGUGAUUGGGAUGCAAUCGGGCAAAAGAGUUGGAGAUCGGCCGUGCUAGCGGGCUUAUACCGGGAGCUGUGUACUUGCUCGAAGGUUGGGGCAAAAGCAAGCUGGUGA